CUUUGAAGCUUUAACCUAAAAGGACGAUAUUGGCUGAUAAGAUUUUUCAUCUUGUGGUGAUCAAACCAGCGUAACUCUCGCAAAAUAAGUGUUGUCAUAUGUUGGAGCAUGUUCACAGUCUUAACCUUUCUUAAAGUUGUAUCCUAUUUUGUUUUUGAGCCUCUGUGCAAAUACGUUUUGUUGUAUUUGUGAUGUAUGGGACAAAAGGUGGAUUCUGAUCGGAGCAAUGUCAGCCCCACCUAACCACGCUUGAAUUGCACCUUAAAAUCUUCUGGGUUUUAUGUUAUCAACAUGUCAUAUUUUAGUGGACAUGCAAGCACUGUUAACAUGAUUCCUGACAACAUGGACUCCAACCAGCCGGCAACCCAAGGCGACGUGAGGCCUAGAGUGAUGGGUCUGAUCCUGAGCGUCGCCUCUUGUCUCAUUAUCUCCACCAACCUACUGGUGGCAGCCGCUCUACUUAAGCUACUCCACAAGAAGAGCAGCCAGAGCUGGUGCUUUGUCCUCAACUUGGCACUGGCCGAUGUCCUGGUGGGUGUGGCCAUCACUGGCCUGGCCACAGAGGACUUCAACAGCAACAACAUCACUCAGAACCAGCAAAGCCAUGUCACUGCUGAGCCUCCUGCAAAUGCCACGCCUGCUGCUCAGGGCAAGGCCCGGUGUUUGAUGCGCAUGGCCUUCGUGACAUCGCCCUGCACAGCAUCCAUCAUGUCCAUGUUCCUGAUCUCACUAGACCGCUACGCAGCCAUCAAGAUGCCCCUGCGGUACUCCCAGCUGUCGGGGAAGGGGACAGCAGUUGGGUCCCUGCUGGCUCUGUGGAUCAGCUCCCUCACGUUGGGAUUUUUGCCAGUCAUGGUGCGGCAGUUGCAGGCGGACGGCUACGACGGCUUCUGUGCCUUUUUCUCCGUCAUUCACCAAGUGGGCAUGAUUGUGUUAUUCAGCGUGUGCUUCUUCCCGAUACUCUCUGUUUUUGUUUACAUCUACCUGGACAUCCUGAAGAUAGCCUGCAUCCACCAGAAGCAGAUCUGCCAAGUGAGGCAAGCUUGUUCCAGGAGUACUGACCACCAUGGCCAUGAAUAUUACGAACAUCACCACCAGCAUCAGCAGCUGAGGAGCGGUUACUGGAGCCAUGUCAAGGCCCUGAGGACGGUGGCGGUGCUUGUGGGCUGCUUCUUGGUCCUUUGGUGCCCCUUCUUUGUGGCGUGCAUAGUGCACCUUCUGUGUAAAAGCUGCGAACUCACAGACGUGUUGGAGAAUUAUCUGUGGCUGCUGGGACUAUCCAAUUCACUCAUCAACCCCCUGGUGUACGCGUUCUGGCAAAGGGAGGUGCGGCUGCAGUUAGCAGCCAUGUUUUCCUACUUUACAGGAAGGUCGUGGGCUGCUGGAUCACCAGGCGUCACAGAAAGAUGUGACUCGCAGCCACCUGUGCUUACUCAAGCUGAUGUUUCAGGUGGAGAUACCCUCAACCCUUCACUGUUGCACUCAAUUAUCCCUAACGACAAGGCUCACACUGUGCCUCUAUCUGCCACGACCAGCUUGUGAAAGAAACCAGAGAAGCGGUGGAAACAAAAGCAUGGCUAGAGUGUGUUAUCACUGUGAUAUUCUAGAUACAGAAAGGGACAUACAACAUAAACAACUUUUAAGACCGGAGAAAAGUGAGCUCCACUUUCACCCUAUCUUUCUGAAAUGCUGUAACAUGUCCCUGUCAAAAUUUAACCUGCCAGUUAGUAAAAUAUGAGGACUACUUUUGAGGCCUUGACAUUGUGCCACGUGUCCCCUCAAAAGGUGAAUAUCUUUAUUCUGAAUAUGAAAUUAAUAGGUUAAGCUCUAAUUCUGAAUAAGACCUGAACAGGACUCUGACUUACAUGGGUACUAGCUUUAACUUUACUUUGACUUUAAAUUGAUUCAUGAAUUUGACCUCAUUUAUUCACAACCACAGUUAUUUUUGGAAUCUUUUUUAAAUACUGGAGUUGAGAGUUGAUAUUGUUCUUCUUCAGCACUUACCCAGGGACCAAUUAUUAAGAUGUUUUGGGGAAACACAGCCUUAAUACUCCAGGGGUCUAUGAGCCAAAAAUAAGAAUAUCAAGUAUUACUUUCCGUAUUCAAUCUUGAUCCACUGAUUAUAAACCAUCCAGUUCCUUUCAGCCUGGGCCCAAUCUAGACCUGACAACUAAUAAACUUUUAAAGUCAAAA
Molecule: messenger RNA, 2193 nt
Organism: Micropterus salmoides (largemouth bass)
Lineage: Eukaryota; Metazoa; Chordata; Actinopteri; Centrarchiformes; Centrarchidae
Product: glucose-dependent insulinotropic receptor
Exons: 2
Coding region: 292-1542 (416 amino acids)
Biological process (GO): G protein-coupled receptor signaling pathway
Cellular component (GO): membrane
Molecular function (GO): G protein-coupled receptor activity; phosphatidylcholine binding
Source: RefSeq, a predicted model, not a curated record